AUGAACAGGUCUUUCCUCAACCUCCUUCUCGCCGCCAGCGCUGCUGUGUUUACCAUCGCUCAGCCUGUUGACGUGCAGACCACCACCGUUGUCGACACGCCUGCAACCACUGCGCCACCCCACGAGGCCCGCGUCGCCAAGCAGAUGACGGUCAAGAUUGUGAACAACUACGGUGCUGACAUUAGAACUUUCCACACUGGCGACUUCGCCGUCGGCAAACCCGGUGUCGGUGUCAUCUCCAAGGGCCAGAUGGCCCACUUGAACAACAUGGGCGACGAGUCUCUCAUCGAGGGCUCCUUUGUGGACCAGGGCAAUGGUUUCGUCGGCGAUGUCAACAUCAGCUUUGUUGACGGCUUCUCCGUUCCCAUCAUCUGCUCGUGCGAUGCCAACGGCCUCACCACCGGUUGCAGCAAGGACCUCAACAAGAUUGCCAAGUGCCCGGCUCCCAAUGGCCAAGGCUCGUGCAAGAACCCUCAGCGUUUCAAUAUCAAUGCCAAGUCGCCCACCCCGUACUUCGCGCCCUGCCACGCAGUCGGCGGCGCUUACACCUUCCCCGCCGACGACCUCUCCAACAACCUCAACGCCAAGUGCCCUCAGGAGCAGUACACUUGCUGUGUCGGUACCAACUGCAAGAAGUUCCCUAACUAA
Molecule: messenger RNA, 648 nt
Organism: [Torrubiella] hemipterigena
Lineage: Eukaryota; Fungi; Ascomycota; Sordariomycetes; Hypocreales; Clavicipitaceae
Source: the annotation of a GenBank genome assembly